Messenger RNA from Lodderomyces jiufengensis, 1701 nucleotides. RefSeq names its product Npl4p (gene NPL4). The transcript has a single exon. Bases 1 to 1701 code for a protein of 566 amino acids. Gene Ontology annotation, biological process: ubiquitin-dependent protein catabolic process. The record is from RefSeq and is a predicted model, not a curated record. Gene Ontology annotation, molecular function: ubiquitin binding; ubiquitin protein ligase binding. Lineage: Eukaryota; Fungi; Ascomycota; Pichiomycetes; Serinales; Debaryomycetaceae. Gene Ontology annotation, cellular component: nucleus.
AUGUCAUCAUUAAUACUUCGAUUCAGAUCGAAAGAUGGGAUGCAUAGAAUAAAUACAACUCAAACAUCAACUUUCCAAUCAAUUGCACAAGAUUUAUUACCAAAAUUAUCAACUGAUAAAAUAGAUGAUAUAAUAAUAUCUCAAGAUCCAAACUCAACUCAAACAGCUCCAUUAUCUUCAAUAUUAACUAAAACUAUAUCAGAUUUAAAUCUUAAAAAUGGUGAUUUAUUAUAUUUAACGUACACUACAAAUGAACCAACUCAUGCAAAACAAUUAGAUUCAGUACCAAUAAAAGCAACCACCACCAUUUCAAAUCAUGGUCCAUUAACUAAUAUAAAACAAUUACCAGUAGAUGAUGAAUUAGAUAAACUAGAUGGAAUGAUUCAAAGACCAACAUCACCAAUGUGUAGACAUGGAUCAAAGGGGAUGUGUGAAUAUUGUUCACCAUUAUCACCAUGGGAUGAAAAUUAUAGAAAAGAAAAUGCAAUAAAACAUUUAUCUUAUCAUGCUUAUUUAAAUCAACAAAUGGCAAAAUUUAAUAAAAAAGAAUUGAGUAGUUCAUAUAUUGCACCUUUAGAAAAUCCUAAUUUUGCAAUUGAUUUAAAAUGUAAUGAAGGUCAUAAAUCUUAUCCAAAGGGAAUAUGUUCAAAAUGUCAACCAUCACCAAUAACUUUACAAUUACAAAAAUUCAGAAUGGUAGAUCAUUUGGAGUAUUCACUGCAUUCUAUUCUAAAUGAUUUUAUAAAUGUAUGGAGAACUUCAGGGUAUCAAAGAUUCGGUUACUUAUAUGGACGUUAUGAAAAAUUUGAUAAAGUUCCCAUGGGAAUCAAGGCAAUAGUUGAAGCAAUAAUAGAACCACCACAAAACGAUGAAAUUGAUGGAUUAACAUUAUUAAAAUGGGAUGAUGAAUCACUUGUAGAUUCAAUUGCUGCUAAAUUGGGAAUAUAUAAAGUUGGUAUUGUUUUCACUGAUUUAACUGAUUCAGGUAUGAAAAAUGGUACAGUAUUAUGUAAAAGACAUAAAGAUUCUUAUUUUUUAACAAAUUUAGAAAUUUUAAUGAGUGGUAAAUUUCAAAUUGCAAAUCCAAAUAAAACAAAAUAUAGUAAUUCAGGAGAAUUUUCAUCAAAAUUUAUUACAUGUGUUAUAUCUGGAGGUAUACAGGGAGAAAUCGAACCAAGAUCUUAUCAAGUUAGUAGCAAUGCUGAAUCAUUAAUCAAAGCUGAUUUAAUUACGGGGUCAACUCAACCUUCACAAAUUUAUGUUAAUGAAUCAAAUGAUAAAAGAUACGUACCUGAUAUAUCAUUCAGUAAAAUAAAUGAAUAUGGUUUAGAAAUUAAAACAAAUGCAAAACCUACAUUCCCUGGUGAAUUUUUAUUAGUAUCAUUAACUGAUUCAUUUCCAAUUGAACCAAAUCCAAUGUUUAAUUCCCAACCUUACGUAAUAGAAAAUAGAGAAUUUUUAGGUGAUUUAAAUCAAGAUUUUCAAAAUUUAUCAACACUUUAUAAUUAUUUGAAAAAACAAGGUUCACAAAUUUUUGAUUUUCAUUUUCUUGUGUAUGUUCUAAAAUUAAGAAUUUUAAAUGAUGAUGAAGCUAAUUUAUUAUUUGAAUAUAUCAAGACUAAAGAUGAAUCUACUUAUGCUCAAUUAGUUGGUAGUGGUGGAUGGAUGAGUUUGAUGACUAUUUUGGAACAAAGUUCUUAA